GGGGUGUGCCAUUUGAAUGACUCAAGAAGGGUGUGCCAGACGCGGCUAUAGACCCAGAGUCAGGGUUCCUACCAGAACGCCAGUGGGUCCCAUUUGGUUUGGUUUCUGUUAGAAAGGAUCCUAUUUUUAUGUGGCUGCUGCAGCCUACUGGCCUCGAGAUCUCGAACUUGUGCUCUCUUCGUGUCUUAAUUAUUUUCUUUCCGUUGAUUGUGCAUCCUUCUUGGUUUUGUCUUGUUUUCUUUCUAUUGAUUGUGUGUUCUUCUCAGUUUUGCCUAUCUUUGUCAUGGGUCAAAAUCAGAGUACCCCCACCCCUCUGAGUCUCAUACUAACCCAUUUCCAGGACUAUGGGAAAGCUGCCUCAAUUUUCAGCUUCCAUGUCAAGAAGCCAGUCCUUCGAACUCUCUGCGAAGUGGAAUGGACCAGCUUUCAGGUUGAAUGGACUCCGCAGGGGUCCUUUGACCUUACUCUGGUACAUAAGUUUCAUGCUAUUGUCUAUUCUAGGCACGAAGAUCAAAUCCCAUACAUUGAAGCAUGGAGAACCCUCAUCGAAAACCCUCCAGAUUGGCUAAAACCUUUCCUUCCCCCUCACCUCCCUAAAGCACAGGUUUUGCCACUUAAAGGCUGUCCACUUGAUAAGGAUAUUGAUGGGACUAAGCGGCCGCCCCCUUUACCAUCUGCACUCGAGGAAGAAUAAGAAACUUGUAAAUGGCCCUAUAGUUCUUGCCUGGAGAAUACGGGUCAGGAUGCUUCAGACCAGGAGGCAAGCCCCAAGUCGGGACACUCCCCUGAGCCCGUCUCACACCCGGUCAGGAACCUACUUCCAUCCCCCCUCCCGCUGCCUUACCCCUUUAGCCAGGGCCACCCCUGAAGGGUGAUGUCCAACCCUUUAUGGUUUGUGUGCACUUUUCCACUAGCAACCUUUAUAGUUGGAGGCUUCAGGGCCCCCCGUUCUCAGAAGAACCCCAAGCACUAAUUUCUCUCCUUGAAACUAUGUUUGUGACCCAUCAGCCAACCUGGGAUAACUGCCAGCAGCUCUUGCAGGUUCUCCUCAUUACCGAGGAAUGGGAUGAGAUCCGUCGAGAAGCCCAAAAAUUGGUGAUGGGGCCAAACAGGCAUCCCACCAAGGAACCCACCUUACUCAUGGAAUUCUUUCCUUCCUUGCACCCUGAAGAUUGGGAUCCAAACACUCCUCACGGUAGGCGAUCAUUGACCCUAUUUCGCCAGACUCUACUGGGAGGUCUCCGAGUGGCUACCCACCGGCCCACAAACAUAUCUAAGGUAACUGAGGUAGUUCAGGGGACUGAGGAGAGCCCCUCAGCCUUCUUAGAAAGGCUCAUGGAAGCGUACCGUACCUUUACCCCUAUUGACCCUGAGGCACCUGAAAAUAGAGGGGCAUUAAACCUGGCCUUUGUCUCACAGGCAGCCCCAGACAUUCGGAAGAAAUUGCAAAUAUUAGAUGGGUUCAAAGAGAAAAAUUUAUCUGAGUUAGUUGAAAUAGUCCAAAAAGUUUUUAACAAUAGGGAUUCGCAGGAAGAGAGACAGACAAAAAAAUUGACUCAGGUAGUAGCGGCUGUCCUGGAUGCCCGCAAGGGAAGGGGACCCCAAGUGCCCAUAGAAUUCUGGUCUGGCAAAAAGAAAAAAACAAAACAAAAACAAGUCAGUUGGGUUAGAGCGCCACUAGGAAAAAACCAAUGUGCAUAUUGUAAGCAAGAGGGACACUGGAAAAAGGAUUGCCCCAACUUAGCCCAGCGCAAAACUCGGCCACCCCAGGCGUCGAUAAUGAAAGUUGAUUCUGACUGAUGGGGCCACGCUUGGUGGCCCCUUCUGAGCCGUUGGUUACUGUUAAUGUAGGGGGCCAGCCUAAGACUUUCUUGGUGGACACUGGGGCAACCUUAUCAGUUCUAAAACAAGAUCCUGGCCCCACCAGGCGAGGAGCAACCCUGGCUCAAGGAGCGACUGGGUCCCAAACUUGUAAAUGGACCACUGAAUGACAAGUAAGUAGAUUUAGGCUGUAAAACUGUUACACAUUCUUUCCUAAUCAUGCCUGAAUGCCCCUACCCUGGAUUACUGGGUAGAGACCUAUUACAUAAACUGCUUCUUUGAGAUUCACUGAAGGGGGUAUGCAUGUUAAAAUCGGCCAGGAUGACCCAACAAUAGUGAUGGUGACUGUGCCACUUGGGGAAGAGGGCCUACUUACCCCGGUGCCCAAUGAAAAUGUUCACACAGUCAAUCCCCUCCUUAAAAGUCUCCGGGCAGACUUUCCCCAGGUAUGGGCGGAGACCAAUCCACCUGGACUGGUGAUUCAUCAAGCCCCAAUAAUUGUGGAACUUAAGGCGUCCAUGCUUCCGGUAAGACUGAAACAAUAUUCUAUGCCCCGGGAGGCUAGGUGGGGAAUCGCUGUUCACAUCAAGCAUUUGCACGACUCGGGCAUUCUGACCCCAUGCAAGUCACCGUGGAAUACUCUACUUCUCCCUGUCCAAAAGUCUAACUCUUCCAAUUUUCAGCCAGUUCAAGACCUGAGAGCAGUAAACGCCAGAGUAACCAGUGGCCUAUUUAUCCAAAAGGCUAGACCCAGUUGCUUCUGGGUGGCCCACAUGCGUUCGACAGAUUGCUGCCACCACACUACUAGUCAAAGACACAGAUAAACUAUCCCUGGGACAGAUGUUGUCUGUUAUGGGGCCCCAUGAAGUGGAGGCCUUACUGCGGGCUCUCCCAGAAUGGUGGCUAUCAAAUGCUUGGAUUACCCAGUAUCAGGCAUUGCUGCUCGACCAGCCCCAGAUACGUUUUUGUGCCCCCGCAGCCUUAAACCCAGCUACUUUGCUGCCCAAAGGACUAGGUCCCCCUCUACAUUUUUGCCUUCCCCGGGGAACCUCAGCCCAGCGCACAGAGCUCAUUGCGCUAACUAAAGCCCUGAAACUCAGUAAAAACAAGUCAGUUAAUAUUUAUACGGACAGCCGCUAUGCCUUUGCAACUGCACAUGUGCACGGGUCCAUCUAUCAAGAGCGUGGCCUCCUCCUCACGGCGGAGGGCAAGGACAUCAAAAAUAAAGCCGAAAUUCUAGACCUUCUAACAGCCAUCUGGGAACCUGUGAGACUCGUGAUCAUGCACUCCCUGGGACCUCAAAAAGGCAACUCCCUAGAGGCAGUUGGAAACCGCCUGGCUGACCCGGCAACCUGGGAAGCUGCCUUAAUUGAAAGUAAAAGUACUUUGGCACUACUGAUCUUGAUAGGCCCCCUGCUUCUGCUGGAGCCCAAUUACACUCCUAAAGAUUUGGAGUGGAUUUGAAGAAAAGGAGGAAGUAUAAUACCGGGACGAAAUUGGUUUCAGGAUCCUGAAGGAGACUGAGUUUGGGUCAAGAGGCAUGAGCUCAAACCCUGGAGCAGUGCUGGAAAGGGCUGCACACUGUGAUCCUGACUACACCAACGGCCAUGAAGAUAGACGGUGUCCAAACCUGGAUUCGUCACUCUCAGGUUAAGAAAAACUGCGUGGAGGCAGAAAUACCCAGGACUGAUAUGGGACCAGAGAAUGAACAGUGAUGAAAGGUCAAAAGGCACCCAGAGGAUCCUUUAAAGAUAAGACUGAUGCAGGAAUAAUACUUGUCUGGGUUUGUAUAAUAAGCUUGGGAGACUGUGUGGAACUGCACCCUUUGUCUUUUUGGCCAUACCAAUGGGAACUCAGACACUGUCACAGGGAAGGUGGUAACGUCUAAUGCCUCUUGUACUAUGCUUUAUUUCUUAUUCGACCUGUGUGAACUGGUAGGAGAGAAGAAUGGGGGUUGCAAACCUGGGCAAGAGCUCUCAGGAACAUUGGGGAGAAAAAUUGCGGAUGUGGAAAUAGGGCACUAGGGUGAAAUUUGGCUAAGAUGCAAAUAGAAGAAAUGAAUGUGAAGGAGAGGGCCAAUACCACUGUGCCAAAUGCGGUUGUGAGACACUAGCCCCCUGGUUAACAGGACGGGACCUUGACACCCUAAUUACUCUCCUUAGAACCCUGAACCCCCAAUGUGAGGCCCAAGGAAAAUGUAACCCAACACCAGCUCAUCUAUUUUCUCCUCAUUCUGAGAUACAAAUGGACUCAAACCACACCAGAAGUAAGUCUGACCUGUUUCCCCUUGGGGCAUAAUCAUCUAAAGCCACUUUAGAGGGACUGUGGGGUCUGGAUCCCUGUGUUUAAGGUUCUGGUGUGUCGCUAGUGCAUUGGCUGCACCUGUUACAACUUUGCCAUGGACCAGCAGGAUGGAAGGCCCAUCAUAAGCCACCACUCUGUCAUCUUGUGCAUGCGUCACCAAACACAGAUUUGCUUUUAAUGAAGCAGCAGAUAUUUUUAGUGAUUUAUCAUGAGAUGCUUUAUUGCAUAGGAUGAUGGAUUACUGCAGAACAUUAGAGUAAUCCCUUGCAGCCUCAUGAUUUGAAAGUCUAUGAAGGAAGGUAAGCAGUUGGGUGCAAGCUAGCUUAACAGUGGGAUGAGUUUAAAACAGUCUAAUUUCUCGGAAGAUAUUUUGUGAAACCUUGCACAUUGUGUAUUCUGAGUCUGCUGUGCUUCAAAAAUGAAGAAGGGCUGUGACGAGUCCCUGCUUCAGAUUCACAGAUUUUUUCCUAGACCUUGGCUAGAUGUUUCUGAACCUGCAUAGUUUUCUGCCUUUCAGGUUUUCACCAUCUCGCAGGGCUGAGUGGGAUGACUGUUUUGCUCUUGUCCCUCCCCUGUCUAUCACCAGCCAUGCUUUCAGUCUCUUGUACAGAUUGAUACCAAUCUGAGUAACUUCUUGUUUUCCAGGCUGAAUAACUCUAGCAGUAUCCACAUUCAUACAUAGAUUAAUUGAUUAACAUGUUCAUUGAUUUCAGAAAGUGGUAUUGAGAGUAACUGUGUGACCAGUAUUAGGGGCUCAGCAAACACAGAGCUCUGAUAUUUACUUGCACCAUCUCAAUGUCAAACAUUCCAGUUCAAAGGCAGAGGAAAAGAAGCAUUGUCCCAGCUCAAAGGCCAAGAGGCAAAAGGGAUUCUCUCUAAGUCAGGAGAGGCUCAGCCUUUUUCUCCUAUUCUGGCCUUCAAUUGAUUGGAUGUGGCCCACCCACGUUGAGGAGGGCAGUCUGCUUCACUGUCUACCAAUUUAAAUGUUAAUCUCAUCCAGAGACACCCUCACAGCCACAGCUAUAAUAACGUUUGACCAAAUAUCAGGGCACCUAUGACCCAAUCAAGUUGAUGCAUAAAAUUAACCAUCAUAAUAGUCUUCAUUUCUUUUAGCAGCUCCAUUUAUGGAUGUGCCUUAGUUUAUUAAAUAAGUCUCUGUUCAUAGACAUUUAAUUAUUAAUCUUUUGUUAUGGGGAGUAGCUCUGAGAUGGAUAACCUUGUGCACACGUAUUAUGUUCACUUGCCAUUGCAUUGGUGGGAUUUCUGAGUCAAAGGGGAAAUGUAUAUGUAAUUGCACCUCUCUGGGGGGUUGUACCAUUUUGCAUUCUACCAACAAUGUCUGAAAGCACUUGUUCCAUGGGGAAACAAGGACCCACAUCUGGUCAAGAAUACUACCACCCUUGGUUAUUGAGAUUGGUUUAGGACCAAACUGACCAAUGGGAAUGAUCGAUGGGAGUUUUUGUGAAAACUUGGGAACAGAGAAGCUAUUUCUUCUUGGGGAUUGCUUAACUAGCUGUUGUAAACCUCCAGUGUCUAGGAGCAAUCACAUAGGGAAAGCCUGAUCAAAAUGAUACCAACAGAGAAGGAGCAGUGCCCACAGACACAGAAAGGAAAGUAAGAUAAGAAUCCUGAUGGAGUAAUAGAGCCCCUUGAUCCAGCUGGACCUGAUUCAGAGGCUAUUCCUGCAUUUUUCAGUUAUGAGAGCGAAAAUUCAGUUUUUAAAAGUCAAAUAUGAUUUCAUGUAUAUGUGGAAUCUAAAAAAAUAAAACAAGCAAAAAAAAAGCAGAAACAGCCUCAUAGAUACAGAGAACAAACUGGAGGCUGCCAGAGGGGAGGGGGCUGGGAGAUGGGCAAAAUGAGUGAAGGGGAGUGGGAGGGACAGGCUUCCAGUUAUGGAAUGAAUAAAUCACAGGGAUGAAAGCAUGGCAUAGGGAAUAUCAUCAAUGGUAUUGUAAUAGCAUUGUAUGGUGACGGUGGCUACACUUGUGAGCACAGAGUAAUGUAUAGGCUUGUCCAAUCGCUAUGUUAUAUACUUGAAACUAAUGUCACAGCAUGUAUCAGCUAUACUUCAAUUUUAAAAAUUUGAAAUGAAUCCAUUUUUUUCUAUAACUGACAGAGUUCUGCCAGAUUCAGCAUACUGCACAAACACGAUUUCUGCCUUCAAGGAUGUUUACAGUAGAAAUGGAAGAUAGGACUAAGGCAUGAAAAACAAUGAGAACAAGAAGAUGGAGUCAUAUGAGGUGCUGUGCUUUACUUAUAGAUGGAGUCCCGUUAGUCCCUCAGAAGGCAGAGGAAGGGCAGGUAGUGUACCUUGAGGGGACAGGAUUUGGUUGGGUGGAACGUUGGCUCCACAAUCCUACACCUGCAAUUUAAGAUCUGGUAUGGUCUGAGAACCAAAAGUUAUUGUAGAGUUGGGGCAAACUUGUGUUCAACAUGAAGAUGCAGACAUUUUAAACUGUUGAGUUAGGGGAUACGGCCUCAUAGAUAUGUCAUAUAUGGUAUAUAUGUAAGGUUUUGCAUUCCCAAUGUCUGAACUGUUUAAAUUCUGAAACACUAUUGGCCCUACAGAGUUUGCCUAAAAGACUGUGCCACUGUGCUUCAUGUCUUGAUGAAGUGAGUGGAUGUGUUUUCCAAGGCCUGGACAUUGGGGUGAGUGUCAGGGGAUCCCACAGGCAUGACUUGGAAGGUACCCAUCCCAUAGGCAGCAGGAAAAAGAUAAAACAUCUGAAGUACUUUAGACGUACAAACUCCCCAGGUCCUUUGUAAGUCUCCACAACCACCCCAGAAGGACUUCUGUGUAAAACUCAUCAGACUGUCACCUGCACAGAGUUGCUUUUUCAAGGGAGCAUGUGGGGCAUCAUCCAAGCUGGGCGACUCUCUGCUGACUGUGUGGGCACCCCUGGCACUGGCUGCCCAACCAGCAUGUCAGUGCUAUCUUCUAAGUUGUUCAAAAGUGCUAUGUACCCUCUGCUAUUUCAGAUCCUUAGCCUGAGACAGAUCAACCCCUAAAGGCAGAGCCUGAGACAAGGAUUUGAGCCAAGCAGCUAACUGGGAGGUAGUUCAGGAUGUGCUGGAAGAAGUGCAGAACUGAGGUGGGGACAUCAAUACAGGAAUUGUCAAUGGGUGAAUUACUGCUAUGGGUAAUUGGGGCUCACUCCUGUUGGGGGCCUCUAGGAGACUGUGUGUGGCAUGCCUCAGAAUUGCCCCUCUGAACAGGAAGGAACCCAGGAAAACUACCCAACAACUGGUUGAACAUUGUACUACAGGCAGUGUCUUGCAGCCCUCAGGUUAAGAAGGGAGAGGCAAGCAGGUACUGGAGCUAGGAAGCUGUUAGUGUGCAUAGAAACUGGCUGCCAGCUGCAAGUGAGCACAAGGUAGGCUGAGAGGAUGUGGCACACGAUGUCCACUAAGAGCUCCCACCCAACAUGGCUGAUCUCAGUUGGCCACACCAUUCACUGCCUCUUUUCUUGCCACCUAGAAGCCCCGUGGGGUCAGGAUCUGUUUCUACUCAGAGCUGUAUCCCCUGUGCCUAGCAUGAUGUGUGGGUCAAAUCCGUGUCCAGUUAGGAGUUACCAAAUCAACAAAUACCACUGUAUUUUUCAGCCUCUUCCUGGGUUUUUUACUGCAAUUGUUCUCCAAAGAGCACAUUGCAAGUAAGACGUAGGUUUCCCCUGCUACUACUGACUGAGGGCAAGAAUCCAUACCAUGUCCCCACAUUAACCACUCUUGGACCUCCCUCUUGAUGCUGAGGAAGGAAGCCUGUGUGACUUGACUGAGCCAUUGCCCUCUUCCUAUCCACUCCUGGCAGGAAGCAAAUGUUUGCUUUAGGUGUCAUGGCGGGGUUGGGAAGGGUUCUCACUUAUACUCCAGACAAUGGCUCUCAUUCUUGCCAUCAUAAAAGUUUUAGAGGUUUGUUGGCUCUCUUUGGGUUUCCAAAGACCAGCAGACUCAUUGCUGUCCAGAUGUCUGGCUGGUGACUGGUCCUCAGGUAUGCUCAUUCAUCAGCUUUGUAGUGAUGUAGAGAUAAGCCUCUUCUGCCAGCUUAGGAUAAAUUAAAUCCUCUACGUAAGCUGGGCUUAGGGGCAUCCCUCUGGUUGGAAGGGGGAUCAGGGGACUUAUUUUUUUAAUGUUUGUUUUUGAGAGAGAGAGAGAACAUGAGCAGGGAAGUGGCAGAGAGAUGGGGACAGAGGAUCUGAAGCAGGCUCUGCACUGACAACAGAGAGCCCAAUGUGGGGCUCAAAAUCAUGAACUCUGAGAUCAUGUCCUGAACAGAAGACUGAUGCCACCCAGGUGGCCCUCAGGGGACUUAUAUUAGAGCUACCUUAAUAUGGCACAUCAAUAUCAUUUGGGUGCUAUGUUAAUUUGUGAUGGCUUUGUGGAGGAGUUGGUAGGUUACAGAAAGCCAAAAGAUACCACCACUUGGCCUCCUAUUCCUUGAAAAAGAUAUUCUACAGAUAGAAUUUGGCGUGAACAUGAUGGGUGAGGGGCAGAGCCAAGCCAGAGAAGAACUCGACCUUCAGCCACCAAAAAUUCACCUGACCUCUGCUAGGUUUUUUUUUUUUUUUUUAAUAACGUGAGUGUUUUUGUCAGCAACUUGGAUUAUAUCUGUUAGAAAGAAUAACCAUCGCUCUUGAGAAUGGAUAAGUAUCUGCUGUGUUUACUGCUAGAAUUUGCAAUAAAAUCCCUUGGAGCAAGCCCUGCAAUCCCAACCCUCGCCUCUGCAGCUGUUGGUGCUGAAGAGCUGCCUCCAUCUGUCUAGCUGUGAAACCCUGUUUACCACAUCAUUAACUGAUCUGCAGAGAUUUUGGAACUUGUAAAUCUCAGUUUUUCACUGAAUGAAAAUAGACCUUGUGCCAGAAAUUCAUUGUCAAAUAGAAGCAUUUACUAUUGAUAAUUAGCAAAUAAAAAAAGAGACCAAAGUUCCCAUCUCAAACCAAGACUCUUCCUCACAGGAUGGAUGUGAUUGAGUAAAGUAAUGAACAAAAUUCUUUUCUACUUC
Felis catus (domestic cat) is the source of this 9124-nucleotide messenger RNA. RefSeq lists its product as uncharacterized. Gene Ontology annotation, biological process: virion assembly. The transcript is spliced from 2 exons. Gene Ontology annotation, molecular function: zinc ion binding; nucleic acid binding. NCBI's taxonomy places the organism in Eukaryota, Metazoa, Chordata, Mammalia, Carnivora, Felidae. The record is from RefSeq and is a predicted model, not a curated record. Bases 889 to 1800 code for a protein of 303 amino acids.